Molecule: messenger RNA, 1593 nt
Organism: Ramularia collo-cygni
Lineage: Eukaryota; Fungi; Ascomycota; Dothideomycetes; Mycosphaerellales; Mycosphaerellaceae
Product: related to NADPH-adrenodoxin reductase Arh1
Exons: 2
Coding region: 1-1593 (530 amino acids)
Biological process (GO): ubiquinone biosynthetic process
Cellular component (GO): mitochondrion
Source: RefSeq, a predicted model, not a curated record
AUGCACGCGAGGUCUGCGACGGCGUACAUCUGUCAGAGCUGCCGCCAUGCUCGCAGCCAUGUGGCCCUCCAGAGACGACAGUGUGUCUCCCAAGCUCGACCUCAAAGUCGAGCGUACAGCACACGACCGCGACCACUGCACCUUGCCAUUAUUGGUUCGGGACCUGCGGGCUUCUACUCGGCCUACAGACUGCUGAAAAGCUUGCCCAAUGCUCGAGUGGACAUGUACGAAGGUCUGCCCUCACCAUACGGGCUGGUGCGCUUCGGAAUCGCGCCAGAUCACCCCGAAGCCAAAAAAUGCUCCGAAACAUUGGUAGACGUCGCAAAAUUCCCGGGAUUCAAUUACAUCGGCAACGUGCCUGUUGGAGACGAGCCCUCCUCUCUCCCACUUGCUGAAAUAGCGCCACACUACGAUGCUAUGCUCUUUGCAUAUGGCGCUUCAAAAGAUAAGAGGCUUGGGAUACCUGGCGAGGAUUUGAAAGGUGUGCACUCCGCACGGGCUUUCGUAGGAUGGUACAACGGGCUGCCAGAGUACGCGGAUCUCAAUCCAGAUCUGACCUCGGGUGAGACCGCCAUUGUCAUUGGACAGGGAAAUGUCGCCUWGGACGUGACUCGAAUACUGCUUGCACCACUUGAAGAACUGCGGAAGACGGACAUAUCCGAGCAUGCUGUCGAAGCGCUCAGCAAGAGUAAGGUCCGCGAUCUAAAGAUUGUAGGACGGCGUGGUCCCCUGCAAGCUCCAUACACAAUCAAGGAGCUGAGGGAACUAUUGAAGAUGCCGGGACUUGGGUUUGCACCACCACCCGAAGGAUGGGAGAGCUUGGUUCAAGUUCCCCGCAAGAAGCUUCCGCGCCAACUGAAACGGAUCAUGGAACUGCUUGAGAAGGGCAGCAUGACGCCUUUGGAGCAAGCCGACAGAGCGUGGCAGCUAGGGUUUCUCAGAUCUCCGCUAGAGUUUCUAUCGACCAAUGGAACCGACCUUGCGGCCGUUGGCUUUGAGCAGAUGGAGUAUGUUGACAAUCUAGCCUCGAUCCUGAAAGGUGAGCCGCAAGCCGACCUCAACAUUCUACGCAGCGCGCAAGUGAGAAGGACUGGCACUAAGAGCAUGAUUACGGGAUCUCUCGCUUUCCGUUCUAUCGGCUACGGAUCCGAGGCACUUGCUGGCUUCGAAGAGCUCGGCAUACCGUUCGAUUCCAGAGCAGGAAUAAUACCCAACGAUCAUCUGGGUCGCGUGUUGGAUCCUGCAAAAGGUCCGGGAGAACYGACAGCUGCGCACGUUCCUGGCAUGUACUGUGCAGGUUGGGUCAAACGUGGUCCAACUGGCGUUAUUGCAUCUACCUUGGACGAUGCGUUCACCACCGCGGAUGCUAUCGUCAAUGAUUGGCAAACUGGAGUCAAGUUCCACGGGGACGUAGGUGUUGAAAAGAGCGGCUGGGACGCAGUGAAGGUAGCAGCUCAGAAAAGGGGCAUUCGCAGUAUUAGUUGGCAGGACUGGGAGAAGAUCGAUGCAGAAGAGGUGCGUCGUGGAAAGGAGAAGGGGAAAGAGAGGGAGAAGUGUAGAACGGUGGAGGCCAUGUUAGAGAUUCUGGAUUGA